AUGUCCUCUCGAGUUCAUGAAACUCAGUCGCAAAUCCUCCACUCUCUCCGCCUACCCUCCUUCCGCUCCCUCCAUACCACCCGUACACUGCUGAAGCCAGCCCAUGCCCAACCACAGAGCACACCGGAAGAGCUUCCCAUUCUCCCUACGCUCCCCGUUGGCCGAUGGCUCAUGUUCUCCUCUGCGCUCGUCCUUGCUAUCAUCGUCGUGGGUGGCGUCACCCGCCUCACAGAGUCUGGUCUCAGUAUCACGGAAUGGCAACCUAUCACCGGCGUCCUACCUCCUUUAACGCACGACGAGUGGAUGGUCGAGUUCGACAAGUAUAAGGCCACCCCGGAAUUCAAACUGCUGAACCACUCAAUUUCCCUCGAAGACUUCAAGUCCAUCUUCUACAUGGAAUGGGGACACCGCGUUCUCGGCCGUCUCAUCGGUGUUGUCUUCGUCGGUCCCCUCGCCUACUUCGCCCUCCGCAGAAAGAUCCCCAAGUCCCUCACCCUCCGGCUCACCGGCCUCGCGUCCCUCAUCGGUGCACAAGGCCUCCUGGGAUGGUACAUGGUCAAGUCCGGGUUAGAAGACUCCAUCAUGGAGACCCCUGGCGCCGUCCCCCGCGUCUCGCAGUACCGGCUCGCAGCGCACCUCGGCAUGGCGUUCCUCUUGUACUUGGGCAUGUUCGGCACGGGCAUGGCGGUUAUCAAGGACUGGAAGUUCGCUCAUGGUGCGAAUUGGAGUGGGUAUACGCAGGAUAUCCAGAAGGCAGUGACUCGCCCGCUGUUCGUUUCGUUUAAGAGGCAGGCAUGGGCUCUCACUGGACUAGUCCUCCUGACUGCACUGUCGGGCGCCUUUGUCGCCGGACUUGACGCGGGUUUGCUAUAUAACGAGUUCCCUUUAAUGGGUGGACGUCUAGCCCCUCCCGCUGAUGAGCUUUUCGCGGACGAGUACGCCAAAAACCCUGACAAAUCGGACAAAUGGUGGCGAAAUAUUUUUGAGAACCCGACCACCGUUCAAUUCAACCAUCGCGUCCUUGCCACCACAACCUACUGUGCAACCGCCCUGCUUUUUGCACGGUCGCUCAAGCCUCUUGUGCGCCAGGCUCUGCCUCCCAUGACACAUGUAGCCAUGAAGGCAGCAUUUGUAAUGGCUAACGUCCAAGUCGGCCUCGGAAUCUUCACCUUGCUCUACCUGGUCCCUGUCCCUCUGGCUGCUGCACACCAGGCCGGCAGUGUUAUGCUCCUUAGCGCGAUGGCACAUAUCCUUAUUACUAUGAGACGGCCAGGUGCUGCAGCGAGGGCAUGGCGUGAACUCCUCGCAAAAAAGGCUGCUCAAGCACCCAGACCCAACCUAGAUCGGAGUAAAUUAAGAUCAUGA
This is a messenger RNA of Cyclocybe aegerita, 1365 nucleotides long. The record is from the annotation of a GenBank genome assembly. NCBI's taxonomy places the organism in Eukaryota, Fungi, Basidiomycota, Agaricomycetes, Agaricales, Hemipholiotaceae.